CUUUCAGGAGGUUGCAAGGAUAAUCAAUUUGUCAACUCAUGCUAGCUUCAGUCUGUUCGAGUGCCGUAAGGUUGUUACUGGUUCUAAAUUCGUAGAUCCUAUAAAUGAGGAUGACAAUAAGUAUAUUGGCAAUCUAUUGGCGGACUUUAAGGCGUCAAACAACAGAAGUGAGGGGGAUAUUUUGCACUGUAAACUGAUUUUCAAAAAGACAGUUUCUUCGGGAGUCAAAUGAAGCUGUUACAGAGCCAAUGUUCGUGCAAUUAUCUUAUGUUCAAUUACAGCACGAUUACAUACUGGGCAAUUAUCCUGUUGGCAAGGAUGAUGCAGCGCAGAUGUCUGCUCUGCAGAUUCUAGUUGACAUUGGAUAUGUUGAUGGCCCUCAAUCUCGCAAAGAUUGGCCAUCGCUGCUGGAAUAUUUUUUACCCAGACAAAUUGCAGUGACACGUGCAAAGUGGGAGUGGGAGUUGGAUAUCCGUUUCUCCUUGCCCAAGGAAUCAUGUUCAAAGAAAUUGGGGAGAAGUUCUUUCUAUUUAAUUUUUCAUUAAUGUUGUCAUUUUUAUGAUU
Messenger RNA from Nicotiana attenuata, 564 nucleotides. RefSeq names its product kinesin-like calmodulin-binding protein homolog. The record is from RefSeq and is a predicted model, not a curated record. NCBI's taxonomy places the organism in Eukaryota, Viridiplantae, Streptophyta, Magnoliopsida, Solanales, Solanaceae. Gene Ontology annotation, cellular component: cytoskeleton. The coding region runs from base 249 to 545 and encodes 98 amino acids. The transcript has 4 exons.